AUGACUUUUGCACAGUUAGUAGUAGUAGUAGUAUUAAUAGCUACUAUAUUAAUAGUCUUCGAGAUCCCCACUCAGAACCGCUUCGCCCCCCUUCGCGAGACGGACCGCGACACCGUGAUCAUUGGAGACUCCAUCGUCCGCCACGUCCGUGCUACUGUGUCGAAAGGUAAGGCUCGGACUCACUGCUUGCCUGGUGCUCGUGUUCUUGAUGUCGCUGUACAGGUACCUAAGGUCGUGAGCAGAAACACCGGAGCUGUGGUUCUUCAUGCUGGCUCGAACGACACCAGCCUGAGGCAGUCGGAGAUCCUGAAGAGGGACUUCAACACCCUGGUGGAGACGGUUCGCACCACAGCGCCCAUGGCAAGGAUCAUUGUGUCCGGACCGCUUCCAACAUACCAGCGAGGAAUUGAAAGGUUCAGUAGACUUUUUGCUUUAAAUGAAUGGCUUCAGUCAUGGUGUCAGACUCAGAAUCUACUCUUUAUUGAUAACUGGAAUGUUUUCUGGGAGCGUCCUAGGCUGUUCCGUGCUGACGGCCUGCACCCCAGCAGAGUUGGAGCUGAUAUCCUCUCAGACCAUAUCUCCAGGUCGCUGCACACCUUCUGACUGAUCUCUGCAUGAUGAUCUUUGAGGAUCUUUUGGUCUACCUCACUUUGUCAGUAACUUUGUCAGUCACUUUGUCAGCCAUUUCUAAAGCUUUGGGACUCCAACAAUCCACAGUGAGAGCCAUUAUCCACAAAUGGCAAAAACGUGAAACAGUGGUGAACCUUCCCAGGAGUAGCCGGCCGUCAAAAAUUACCCAAAGAGCGCAGCAACAUCUCAUCCAAAAUGUCACAAAAGACCCCCAUAAAUACCUUACUUGCCUCAGUUAAGGUCAGUGUUCAUAAUUCCAUCGUAAUAAAGAGACUGGGCAAAAAUGGCCUGCAUUUCAAGACGAAAACCGCUGCUAAGCAAAAAGAACAUAAAGGCUCAUCUCAGUUUUGCUAGAAAGCAUAUUGAUGAUCCCCAAGACUUUUGGGAAAAUACCCCGUGGACUGACAAGACCAAAGUUUAACUUUUUGGAAGGUGUGUGUCCCAUUACAUCUGGCAUAAAAGUAAAACUGCAUUACAGAAAAAGAAUGUCAUGCCAACAGUAAUAUAUGGUGGUGGUAGUCUGAUGGUCUGAGGCUGUUUUGCUGCUUCAGGACCUGGAAAACUUGCUGUGAUAAAUGGAACCAUGAAUUCUGCUGUCUACCAAAAAAUCCUGAAGAACAAUGUGUGGCCAUCUGUUCGUGACCUCAAGCUGAAGCAAGCAGGACAAUGAUCCAAAACAUACCAGCAAGUCCACCUCUGAAUGGCUGAAGAAAAACAAAAUGAAGACUUUUGAGUGGCCUAGUCAAAGUUCUGACCUGAAUCCUAUUGAGAUCCUGUGGCAUGACCUUAAAAAAGGUGGUUCAUCUCGAAAACCCUCGAAUGAGGCUGAAUUACAACAAUAAUGCAAAGAUGAGUGGACCAAAAUUCCUCCACAGCGCUGUAACAGACUCAUUGCAAGUUAUAGCAAAUGCUUGAUUGCAGUUCUUGCUGUCAAGGGUGGCCCAAGCAGUUAUUAGGUUUAGGGGGCAAACACUUUUUCACACAGGGCCAUGUAGGGUUUUUUCCCUUAAUAAUAAAAGAAAAGGUUGCAAACACUUUUUCACAACACUGUAAAUGAAUGAGAAUGUAUUUUUUUCCUAUGACUAUAAUGUAUUUUCUUUUUCCUAUGACUAUAGACAUUGUGUCAUUAUAUGAUGAAAUUUAUCUUAAAACAACAAUUGUACAAUUGUUCAAUGUGGGAUCUAGUUUUAUUUUUAAUUUCAAGUACAUCUUCUACAACAUGAAAUGAACAUGUGUGUGAAUGUGAACAGGAUGUGUAAAUAGUUAAUAUAAAAUAUAGUUAAUAUAAAAUAUUUCUACUUAGGUAGAAUAUUUCUACUUAGGUAGAAAUAUUUAACUCUCCUCAAAAAGAUCCAACCCCAAAG
Messenger RNA from Tachysurus fulvidraco (yellow catfish), 1994 nucleotides. RefSeq lists its product as uncharacterized. The coding region runs from base 1 to 603 and encodes 200 amino acids. The record is from RefSeq and is a predicted model, not a curated record. NCBI's taxonomy places the organism in Eukaryota, Metazoa, Chordata, Actinopteri, Siluriformes, Bagridae. The transcript has 3 exons.